GAACAAACAAUAGGCCCAAGGAUGAACUCCUACUUAGACUACCCCGUGUGUAACCGGGGAGCAAAUAUUUUCAGUGCCAAGGCCGGAUACCACAAUUUAAACCAUGGAUACAUGUCGUCCAACUCGUGCGCAACAAGUGAUAGUUACGCACCGGACGGGCGUUUAGUUGCUUCAACUUCUGCGCCACACCAGACCCCGAGUCUCCCUCUGCACCCCCACCAGACACACGUCAACCUGGAUCUGCAGUUUGCAACACCGGGGAACUCCAUGUACGGCUCACCUCUGGAGUACGGACAUCACCAGUACGGCCUCGCACCCGAGCAGGACCGAAGCUUCAUCCAUGCGCAAGUCUCACCCCUCGGAACAAACAUGGCUCCCUACACCGGGGACAGUUGUGGGCCUGGAGUCGCAACAGGCAGCCAGUAUCUACAUUUUGGAAACGGAGAUCAGAGGCAGCAAGAAUAUCCAGAAAGUGUUUACACAAGGUUACCGCCCCAAAGUAGGGAGAAGGAUUUGGACCAUGUGGAGGAAACUUCUAAAACAUUUGACUGGAUGAAAGUGAAGCGGAAUCCACCUAAAACAGCUGUCCACUCGGAGUUCGGGGUCCCCGGCCAGCACAACGUGAUCCGCACCAACUUCACCACCAAGCAGCUCACCGAGCUGGAGAAAGAGUUCCACUUCAACAAAUACCUGACGCGGGCACGGAGGGUGGAGGUCGCCGCCAGUCUGGAGCUCAACGAGACGCAGGUGAAAAUUUGGUUCCAGAACCGCAGGAUGAAGCAGAAGAAACGCGAGAAACUGGGCUGCGUUUUGGUUAACGUUCCGGCACCUGUGGAGAAACUCUCCGGCCCUGACACCUCCUCUCCAAAGGGAAAAGGGAAAGACUGUGAACCAUGAUGUGACUUUUGAAAAGAAAAGAAAAAAUACACAAUAUGAUUGUGGGGGCCUGAGCAGUUUUCAGCACCAUUCCAAAAAAAAAAAAGAGAAAACUGUGAAAAAUGCAUGUGGACUUUGUGAAGUAUACAGGGUAUGUCCUUCUGCGUAUGUGCUUAUAGUUCUAUGAUUAAUGCUGAAUUGGAUUCUGAGAAACCUUAUAAAAAUGUCUUUUAAUCAGUUCUUGUAUUUGUAACUUUCUUAUCAUAAGUCCAUGUUGUUUUGUGUUGGAGCACUGAAGUACUCAGUGUCACUGUUUGCACUAUUUAUUUACAGGGUAUUGUCCAACAACUGUUGAGAUGUUUUAGCUUAAUAAUAAAGUUUAUUAAAUGAGAAAAAGUGUUUUACUUGCUGCUUAUGUAAAAAGAAAAGGGUCAGGCUGUAACAAAUGCUCG
Molecule: messenger RNA, 1328 nt
Organism: Perca fluviatilis (European perch)
Lineage: Eukaryota; Metazoa; Chordata; Actinopteri; Perciformes; Percidae
Gene: hoxb1b
Product: homeobox B1b
Exons: 2
Coding region: 22-897 (291 amino acids)
Biological process (GO): regulation of transcription by RNA polymerase II
Cellular component (GO): nucleus
Molecular function (GO): DNA-binding transcription factor activity, RNA polymerase II-specific; RNA polymerase II cis-regulatory region sequence-specific DNA binding
Source: RefSeq, a predicted model, not a curated record